UCGCGAUUCGCAACUUCGAGACGUGGGAUAUGAAAUAUGAAACUACACGAUGCUUGAAGCUUUGUUUAGCUUUCAAACAGACACGGAAUAUAGUGCGAGCUAUGUGCGUUGCUGAAGCCGCGUUCGCACAGCGUUUGCGACGCUUCACCAGCCAGCUAGCAAUAAUGGAUUCACUGUCUGAGCGGGCCGUUCAUGUGACUACCAUAACGAGUUGCUGACUUCAAUACUCACACCAAUUCAACUACCGUUGACUACUAACGGAUCUCAACAUAUCCAAUCACCGCAUACUCCCCAACACCCGAAGCACAACCAUGCUAACCAGCCCUGCGCGUCUCCACGGCGCAGCCUUGAUCGCAUCAACAUACCAGAUCAAUGUUAAAUUCCUACCACCUUCUUGCUCCAGCCACUAUCACACGCACAUCUGCGCUGUCGAUAACCCUGCAGAAGUAGUUCGCACACGCGAACACCGCUCAUCCAGAACAGCUGCAAACGACUGGAGACAUCAACAUUUCACAUGGGACUCUUCCGACCCUGAUCGUGGUUACAACGUCAGUAUAAGAGUCAAAGGCGAGCUGGAAUGGGAGAGAAAUAAUGAAGAUGAGGAGACGGCGCGGAACAUACGAAGUCUAGCGGAGCAGAAGGGUGAGAGGGUGCCUGAUAAGCGGGAGGCGCUCGUUAUGGCUUGGUUGGCGAGGGAAGGCAAGAUGGCUAUCGGUGAGUUUGGCGUUUGUCAAGACAGGUGGUGGUUUACAAUACUGAUGAGUGCUUAGGUCGUGCGAUCUACGAACCGGAUUUCGGGGUAAGGGAUGAGAAGGAGUUCUUGAUCAUCAGCAGCAGAGAUAGCGAGACCGUGGAAGCAAACCUAUAUGUAGAUGGCAAGGAGGAAAAGAAAUUUGUUGCAAAGGCUGUCGGGG
Molecule: messenger RNA, 914 nt
Organism: Alternaria rosae
Lineage: Eukaryota; Fungi; Ascomycota; Dothideomycetes; Pleosporales; Pleosporaceae
Exons: 1
Coding region: 312-770 (152 amino acids)
Source: RefSeq, a predicted model, not a curated record